GGUUUUACGGGUUUCACAUUCAAAGAUCCAAGAAAUUUCCAAACUGUAAAAGGAAAAGGAAAAAUAGAAAAUACAAGAGAAUUGGAAUAUAGGUCUCACAUUUCUCACAUUGAUUCUUCACUGUGAUUCUCUGUGCUUUUUUUUUUUUUUUUUUACACUACUCAUAUAAUUUUCAACAACUUAUUUUUUUUGGGGUAUCUUUUAUUCCUUUCAAUUUUCACAGCGUUUGGUCACCAAUAUACUCUUAAAUUCACAACCUUUAUGUGAGUUCCAUUUUUUUUUUUUUUUUGGGUUUUCUUUUAUCUGAGUGAUUUGAGGGUCUGAUUUAUGUGAAAGAUUGAAGAUAUUUUCUGGGUUUGAUUGGAAAAGAAGUCUGGAAAGUGGGGUUCAUACAACUUCUGAGCUACCGAUGCCAGAUAACCGGCAGGUUCAGAAGAAUGCUAUGCCUAAUCAAUCCGCAAACAACAUUGAAGAAGCAUUCUGGCGGUUGAAACUAAAUGAUAAUCAGGAGGGUGGUGGUGCUGCCCAAUCGGCUGCAUAUCCAGAUCGACCUGGUGAACCCAACUGCCUAUAUUAUUUGAGGACUGGGUUGUGUGGUUAUGGAAGUAAUUGUCGUUAUAAUCAUCCUUCUUAUGCUUUGCAGGGUGCUCUGUACAGUGGAGAACUCCCAGAAAGAGUUGGACAGCCUGACUGUGGGUAUUUUCUGAAGACAGGGACCUGCAAAUAUGGAUCAACAUGUAAAUAUCAUCAUCCAAGGGACAGGCGUGGUGCUGGACCAGUCUCAUUCAACAUUUUAGGUCUCCCCAUGCGUCAGGAAGAAAAAUCAUGUCCUUUUUACAUGCGAACUGGAUCAUGUAAGUUUGGAGUUGCAUGCAAGUUUCAUCAUCCACCACCUGCAUCGCUUGGCCCUGUUCUACCAGUACCUGGACAUGUUGCUUUUGGAUCUAUGGCCCCGACAGUUGUGCCUUCAUCAGGUCUACCUUAUGUAGGUGGAUUUCCUGCAUGGUCAUUACCAAGAAUGCCAUAUGUAUCUAGCCCACGUUGGCAGGAUCCGCAGUCUUACCCAUCUGUUCCUUUUUCCCCUUCUCAAGGCAUCGUAUCUGCACAAGGCUGGAACACUUAUAACACUUACAUGGGAAACAUGAGCCCUAUGUCUCCUACCAGUUCUGCUAGUGUUCUUGGUUCCAGCUUUGUAUACAACUCCAAAAAUCUUGGUGAGUCGGGUUCCAGUGGGCAGGUGCAUUUGUCAUCGACACCUGCUCUGAUUCUCCCUGAGAGGCCUGACCAACCGGAGUGCCGAUAUUUUAUGAACAAUGGGACUUGCAAAUAUGGAUCUGAUUGCAAGUUCCAUCACCCAAAGGAAAGAAUUGCACAAUCAAUUGCUACCCAGCCUGGCCUUCCCUUGAGACCUGGGCAGGCUGUAUGUUCAUACUAUAGUAUGUAUGGACUGUGCAAGUAUGGCCCAACUUGCAAAUUUGAUCACCCAGUUGUAGCACCUCCUUAUAAUUAUACUUUGAGCCUCCCAACUCUUUCUAUGCUUGAUUCACCUCUCUUUAAUUAUCCGAGAAGCUUGUCAACAGCCCACUCAUCUGAGACUUCCCCUUCUAAAUCAUCAAAAUUUCCUGAUUGGGUCCAGAAACAUGAUGCUACAAACAAUGAACAUGAGAAUUUAGAUACAAAGACUCCAGAGGAUUCACCUGAACAGGCUGCUUCUUCACCACUCCCAAUUCCAACUUCAACAGAGCCAUUACAUGAUCAUUCUGGUUGAAGUGACUCCUAUUUUGUUCUCUUGUCACAUCCCAUUUUGAUGCUUAUGUUAAGGAGAUAUUUAUUAUAUGUACCUCCUGCCCCCCUUUUUGCCUGCGGUUCUUUGGAGUGGGAUAGGUUGUUUGGAUAUCAACACGAUGACUAGAAGCUGGGGGGCAUGGAAGGCAUUUUUUUGGUGGUGAAUAAAGUGCAGGUGAAAGUUUGUAUU
Molecule: messenger RNA, 1975 nt
Organism: Quercus lobata
Lineage: Eukaryota; Viridiplantae; Streptophyta; Magnoliopsida; Fagales; Fagaceae
Product: zinc finger CCCH domain-containing protein 3
Exons: 7
Coding region: 410-1768 (452 amino acids)
Molecular function (GO): metal ion binding; mRNA binding
Source: RefSeq, a predicted model, not a curated record